Drosophila willistoni is the source of this 2841-nucleotide messenger RNA. RefSeq lists its product as uncharacterized. Bases 65 to 2668 code for a protein of 867 amino acids. The record is from RefSeq and is a predicted model, not a curated record. Lineage: Eukaryota; Metazoa; Arthropoda; Insecta; Diptera; Drosophilidae. The transcript is spliced from 4 exons.
UUUGAAUUUAUUUAAAUAACAAAAUAAUAAUAAAAAAAAACAAUAGUUUUAAUGUAUUAUUAUCAUGUCGAGGUUAACGAAACGCGUUUACGACGCACGCGCCAGUUAUCCGGAUCGAACUAAAUCCGAGGAGAAAUCAUUCUCCGAACUGAACGUACUAAUCAAGACUCUGGAUACGGCUCUACUGUUGCUCAGUUCUAGCGAAGAGUCUGUUCUGUUGACUGUUUUCAAUCACAUUAUGGAAUUUGCAAGACGACAGGAUGAAAAUGUUUUGGAAUUGAAGGAGCAUCAAAUGUUGGACUUGUUACUCGAUAAAAAUUUCUUUAUUAAUGCAGAGAGUACGUUGAUAAGACGUUUUGCCUUGUAUCUGAUAACCACACUGAUGGAUAAGACAGAUUUGAAUGAGUUUGAUACCGAGAAAACUGAACAGAUAUUAAAUGUGGCCUAUUCAUUCUAUUUGAAGGAGAACGAUGACUUUUGUAUUGAAUAUUUGACCUAUAUAGUGAAUAUGUGUCUACGUGAUCCGCAGGUGGCACAAAAUCUCUUGGAGAAUUAUGAGUUUCUGGAGAAAUUUAAAACUGUCUUUGUCAACUCGGAGAAUCCAGAUACAGUAUUCAAUUCCAUUGAGGCAUUGCAUCGUAUGUUGCAGGUGCAGAGUGCUGAGGAGAUGUUGGUCUUUACCACACAGCCGGAUUUUCCCAUUGAUCGCAUAAUAUGUGAGAUAACGAAUGAGUUUCCUGAGGUACGACAAGCGGCCCUCAAGUUGCUAAAGACUCUGCUGGCCGAUACCAGUGAUCAGAGUGUAUUCCAGCCCAUGAAUCGUGCCUUCUUUGUGCUGGAACAAUUGGUUAAGGCAUUCUGUCAGGAUCCACAGGGCAGCGAUGGCGUUGAGAUCAUUGAGGCAUUGGCCACUGCUCUACGUUCGGAGAAGAUGACCAAAUUGUUUUUCGACCAAAAUCUGUUCAAUUCGACUGUCGAGUGUCUUAAGGAAAAUUUGGAAAUUUUACCACUCGAAUUGCGUUGCACGAUAAUUUCGAUUUUCGCCGAAACAGCCAAAUAUCCCCAUUAUCUCUCGAGGAUGCACAAUGCAGGAAUAACGCAUAUGUUUAUCGAUUGCCUUAUGGAGAAUAAACCAGCUCCGGCUACAUAUGUUCUACUUGGGCUCAAUCGCAUGGCCGAUUAUCCGGAUGCAGUGCGUCUAAUUGUGGCCGAAUAUGAGUAUGGUGCCAUGAAGAAACUUUUAUCCAUAGUCCAAUCACUGGAUGUCAUUGUCAAGACACGCGAACAGGCAGCUGAGCUUAUGAAUCAUUUGCUAACAGUGGCAUUCCGGGAUACAGCUGAUAAGCUAAUCGAAUUGGAUAUACCAAACAUCAUGGCGCAGACUUUGCAACAGGGUUUGCCGGCAUUAUCCAUCGAUUUGAUUCUCUCCCUGUUGGCCAUUAUCGAAAGUCUCACUCAGAAUGGCGAAUACAGAGCGGUGUUGGGUCAAAAUCGUGUUCUAACCGAACAAAUUGCUCAGCUAUUGAUGCGUUCCUAUGCCCAUUCCAUUUUGGUUAACAAUAUUUUCCGUUGUCUUUGUACUCUAAUCGAUGAGGAGCCUGUCCGAUUGGUUCUUCUCAAUAACUAUAUAGUGUCCUCCAUUAAGCGAGCGUUGAAAUCUCUUUCCAAUUUGGUUAAAACCGCUGUAACAAAUUUCAUAUUGCAAACCACACGUUUCAAUGAAUUCAUCGAUGCCUAUAUAGAUCGUGGUAUCCUGGAAGUCUUAAUGUUAUUCCAGAAACAUGCCUUCUGUGUAUCCACUUGGGGUCCGGCCAUUGAGAGUAUAUUGUCUAAGUGCCCCACUAUGAAGUUUUGUAUACGUAAUUGUUUAAACUUUACGGAUAUUACGGCUGGCAAGGAUUUUUAUGUCGCACGACAAAAGUUUGAUGAUUUUCGCUUAUUUCAAGAAAUUUUACGUACAGAUUGUUCACCAAUAGAAGCGGUUCUAGUGGUGAAUUUCGAUAGACCCGAAGCGGAUGAAAAUGAUCUGGUGCCAGUGCCAUCACGUUGUCUGCAGGAAUUUGCUCUUGGAGGCGGCGAUCAGAAAUGGUGCUAUUCCAAGCGUCCAGCUGAUCCCAAUUUGCCUGCCUAUCUAGAAGCCCUGAAUCAAACUUUAGCCAUGCAUGGACUGGUUGAGAAUCCGGAUAAAAUUCGACGUAGCAUCGAUUUCGACAAUGUGGCCAAGCGUAGUAAAAUCCUAGCUGAGGCUGUGGCCGCUGUCAUGUCCGAUAAUCUCACAGUUUUGGAUCUGAAUUCCACGGAAGAGUGCUCCAAGCACCAAGUGCAUUGCCAUCUUACGGAUUUGCGUAAUAUGCAUCAUACGAAUUUCAUACCCUUGGGCAUGGUACGCAGUGGCUGCCAAUUCGAGAGGGCCAUCCUCUUCAAGUGCUUUGCCGAUCAAAUUGGCCUGCCCAGCACCUUGCAACGCAGCAUCGAUGGCCGCAUGUUGUACAACGAAGUGCCUCUGCCUGUGGAAAUUGAGCGGGAUGUCCAUUGCGAUAAGAAGACUCUGAAAUUUAUGCCUUGGCGCAUGCUGAGACCCACACACAUUGUGGAUCUCAUGUAUAAUGUGGGGGAAUUGUAUCCCAUGCAGAGUCGUCAGGCCUUGCAGUAUUUGCGUCUAUAUUGAUGGUACAACUCCUAAAAGGAUUUCAAUAUAUGUAGUAUAUCUAAUUACUACAUCUAAAUUUCAUAGUAAGCUUCAAGUAGUUAUGGUCUCCAUUUUAUAUUAUUAUCUUUAGAGGGGAUUAAAAGGCAAAAACAAUAAGUAAAGUUCUUGAAAAAUAUAUAUGUGAGUCUAGA